Molecule: messenger RNA, 2737 nt
Organism: Stegastes partitus (bicolor damselfish)
Lineage: Eukaryota; Metazoa; Chordata; Actinopteri; Pomacentridae
Product: galactosylgalactosylxylosylprotein 3-beta-glucuronosyltransferase 1-like
Exons: 7
Coding region: 291-1298 (335 amino acids)
Biological process (GO): chondroitin sulfate proteoglycan biosynthetic process; carbohydrate metabolic process
Cellular component (GO): Golgi membrane
Molecular function (GO): galactosylgalactosylxylosylprotein 3-beta-glucuronosyltransferase activity
Source: RefSeq, a predicted model, not a curated record
CUCUGCUGCUCGCAUGUGCGCCAAACACACUCUCCUUCCUCAGAAAGAGAACUUGAGGGAUCCCUCUGUUCACCACGGCUGACACUCCAGGGCCCAGCACCACCAUCAGCACCUCAUCAUCAGCACAGCACAAAGGGAUCAGACUCUGCGGAUCAUCAUUCAUUCCUGAUAAACAGCUGAUCUGACCCUGUGGUCCACUGGGCCGGAGCAGAGCAGCACCAGGUGUUGGAACGGCCAUGUGUGUUCACUCUAAACAUAGGUAGUGACAUGACUCAGGUCUGACCCUGGAGAUGCCGAAGAGACGAGACAUCGUCGCCAUCGUGUUGAUUGUGUUGCCGUGGACGCUGCUCAUCACCGUUUGGCACCAGAGCACCAUCACUCCUCUGCUCACUGCUCGAAAGGAUGACAGACGUGAUGGUCACUCCAACUCCAGGAACACCUUCGCUUUCAAGGACUCCUGCUCCCUACAGAACCGGGACAUCGUGGAGGUCGUGCGCACUGAGUACGUCUACAGCCGGCCCCCGCCCUGGUCCGACGUCCUGCCCACCAUCCACAUCAUCACUCCCACCUACAGCCGCCCGGUGCAGAAGGCAGAGCUGACACGUCUGGCCAACACUCUGCUCCAUGUGUCCAACCUGCACUGGAUCCUGGUGGAGGACUCCCAGAGGAGGACCACUCUGGUCAGCCGCCUGCUCCAGGACACAGGGCUCAACUACACCCACCUCAACGUGGAGACACCCAGGAACUACAAGGUACGGGGAGACACCCGGGACCCGAGAAUACCACGAGGCACCAUACAGAGGAACCUGGCCCUGCGGUGGCUCCGAGAGACCUUCAGUGUAAACAGCAGCCAGCCGGGGAUCGUCUACUUUGCAGAUGACGACAACACGUACAGUCUGGAGCUGUUUGAGGAGAUGCGUUCCACUAAACGAGUGUCGGUGUGGCCCGUGGCCUUUGUGGGUGGCCUACGCUAUGAGUCCCCUAAAGUGAACACCUUGGGCAAGGUGUACGGCUGGAAGACUGUGUUCGACCCACACCGGCCCUUUGCUAUCGACAUGGCUGGCUUUGCAGUGAACCUGCGCCUCAUUCUGUCCAAACCUCAGGCUUAUUUCAAGCUACGUGGGGUGAAGGGAGGAUACCAGGAGAGCAGCUUGUUGAAGGAGCUGGUCACUCUGAGUGACUUGGAGCCUAAAGCUGCUAACUGCACCAAGGUAUUAGUAUGGCACACACGGACGGAGAAGCCUGUGCUGGUAAAUGAGGGCAAGAAAGGAUUUACAGACUCCAACGUAGAGAUAUGACAUACUUCAUCUGACACAGGAGGAGUUUCUUGACUGGAUUCUUCCUGGAUUUAAAUCAACCUCGGAGCUUCUCAAAGCAAAGGAAAUAUUACCAUAGCUUAGAAAUGGAGGCACACUGUCCACUCCAUGAAGCCAUGUGCGUGCACCGACCACCGACCAGUACAAAAGCACAACUGCACAGAAACAACGUGGCCGGUUCUGCCCGGAGCGCUGGCCCACACUCGCAGGAGCUGCCAAAAGGAGCUUGCCCACUGAGGUCUCCUCGGAGAGCCGAGACAAAGGAUGUUACGCGACUUAAACUGCAGGAAGAGAUGGUACGGCAAGCAAUAAAGAGCCCUGUCAGCGCAGACAACACCAGCCAGCCAUCCAAUCAGCAUUAAGUAGGGCCCUUUUGUUCUGAGGCACGCUGGCUGUCGGGCACAAGGCUGCACAGAGGAAUAAAAGAAGUCCUUGUUUGAAGUGAGUCAGCACUGACUGACAGACAGCACUGAUGGGAUCUGAGCCCUCCCCACUCGUACUGUACAACACUGAGCUAUUUAGAUAGCACCCUGAACCCAGCACUAAUUAGGAGUCCUGUUACUCCUCAACACACAUUCACACACACUCAGCUGUCACGCUGCACAGAGACACACAAAACACAGAGCAGCCAUUUAUUAUAGCGUAACAGCAACGUCCUCCCUCACACUCAUUCACUGCAGCUCUGCUUUAGUCCUGAGAUGCUGUAACAUUACUUCUCACAUGUAGGAGAGGACUGAGUGUAGCUCGCAGUCUGUCCACUGCACAGGUUUCCUGAUAAGCUAAUGAAGUGAACUGAAGGUUUAUUGUGAUUUAUUUAUUGUUUCAGAGGAACUGGUACCAUUGGCUUGUUAGCUGUGAACUAUACAUGUAAGAAUCAGUGGAAUAUGAAGCCAUUAUGUGCAUCCUUUCUUUUAGCUGUGUUACACAUUCUAAUUAUUCCCACCAUGGAUGGAUGACUUGCAAGUGAUGAUUUCAUACCCCAUUGACUUGCAGUGGCACCGCUUUUAAAUGCAAAUGUUCUCUCCGACUCUGCGGCUUGGAAGAGUUUGGUCAGUUGUUAAUGUGACAGGCUGCUGAAACCUUGAACUUUCACUUCAGAACAAGGGUCUGAUGUUGCUACAACGCUGCUUGGGUUUCACUUGAAAGCUCUUUGCAUCACUUCUGCCUCCUAUUGUCUCAUAAAGCUGUUGUUUGUUUGUUAAGAUGCAUCCAUUCAGUAACUGCUACAUGACACCAGAACACUCACACAAGCAAUACAAACCCAACAGUGUGACUAUAGCUGUGGUCCACAGACAGAAAUCAUUCCUCUGUCAGUGGGAAUCCACAGAGAAGAAGAUGUGCUUGAUGUUUCUGCUCUAUGUGUACAGGUUCAGUGUAACUAAAGGUACUGUAUGUACAUGGACAUAAACUGCUCCCAUACA